Carica papaya (papaya) is the source of this 829-nucleotide messenger RNA. Its product is annotated as Ribosomal protein S19 family protein. Lineage: Eukaryota; Viridiplantae; Streptophyta; Magnoliopsida; Brassicales; Caricaceae. Gene Ontology annotation, biological process: ribosomal small subunit assembly; translation. Gene Ontology annotation, molecular function: structural constituent of ribosome; RNA binding. The record is from RefSeq and is a predicted model, not a curated record. Gene Ontology annotation, cellular component: ribosome; cytosolic small ribosomal subunit.
UAUAUAUAAACGCACGCGUUCUACCACUCUUAUCUUCUAAUACCGAAAACCCUAGUAGCCGCCGGCCGAUCUGUGCUCUGUUCAGCAGGUUUUUUCACUCGGAAUUUCAACAUGGCGGAUGUAGAGGCAGAGGUCGCAACAGGACAGCCGAAGAAGAGAACAUUCAGGAAGUUCAGCUUCAGGGGCGUCGAUUUGGAUGCUCUUCUUGACAUGUCGACUGAUGAGCUUGUCAAGCUCUUCCACGCCCGGGCUCGGAGAAGGUUCCAGAGAGGGCUUAAAAGGAAGCCGAUGGCUUUGAUCAAGAAGCUGCGUAAGGCGAAAAGGGAGGCUCCACCAGGUGAGAAGCCCGAACCAGUUCGCACUCACCUUAGAAAUAUGAUCAUUGUCCCUGAAAUGAUUGGAAGCAUUAUUGGAGUGUACAAUGGUAAGACCUUUAAUCAGGUGGAAAUCAAACCUGAAAUGAUUGGGCAUUACUUGGCUGAGUUUUCCAUUUCAUACAAGCCAGUCAAGCACGGUAGACCUGGUAUUGGUGCUACCCAUUCAUCAAGGUUUAUUCCUCUUAAAUGAGGUCUUCAUCAGAGCCCUAGGUACUCAGUUGGGAUUCUAUGCUAUAAGGAUGUCUUUUUGUUAAUUUCUUUUUGCCUUUGAUGCUUUAAGUACUUGAUGAGUUGAUUAUUCAGAAAUGAAACAUUUUGUUUUGGAUUUGGAUCCUAGAUUUUAAACUUUAAUCUAUAUUUUGUGGCCUCUAAAGUUUCGGUUGUUUUUUACCCUCUGCGUAAGAGUGGAGUCUCAGACUGCUGAAUGUUAGAACUCUUAUAUUGUUGGAAAA